Messenger RNA from Lutzomyia longipalpis, 4142 nucleotides. It is a transcript of the gene Rab32, whose product is annotated as ras-related protein Rab-38. Gene Ontology annotation, molecular function: GTPase activity; GTP binding. Gene Ontology annotation, biological process: endosome to lysosome transport; phagosome-lysosome fusion. Gene Ontology annotation, cellular component: phagocytic vesicle; lysosome; Golgi apparatus. The transcript has 4 exons. Lineage: Eukaryota; Metazoa; Arthropoda; Insecta; Diptera; Psychodidae. The record is from RefSeq and is a predicted model, not a curated record. The coding region runs from base 1872 to 3545 and encodes 557 amino acids.
GAUUUAAAAUUUUAUUCACUAAAUUCUUUAUUUAAUAUAAUCUUAGGCGUAUAAUCGGUACAAUAUUUUGUCCAAUUUGAUGAGGGUUAAAUCAAAAACUUAGAAUGACUAAAUAAAUUUCUGAAUUUUAAAUUUUUAAAUGUAUUACUGUUCCUUUACUUGGGAACUGUAUAAGACCGAUCAGACCUAAUUUUCUAAUUUUUAACUAUUUUUGGUUAACCUAUUUACUCAUUUCGUUUCUAUGCACCCCCAUUGACGUAAUUAUUAUUUACUUCAGAAGUUCUCAAUGACGUGUAAUCAUAGCACAAUUAUAUAUAUAUAUAAUGGAAGAAAUAAUCAAAUUAAGUAGUAAACAAGACGUAUUAUAUUUAGAAAACACGAUCAUGAUGAUUUCAUAAUAGGCAUUACAUAUUUGGAAUGAUGCAAACAUAAUUUUAUGUAAAUAAAUUUAAUUUAUUUUAUUAAUACAAAGGCUUAAUAAAGACGCUGAGGUUCUUACAAAAAUAAAUUUCAUGAAUUUUAAUGAUUAGUUAGAACAUAAAAAGUUAACUAUUAGUGUUGAAUGAGUUUUGAUGUUUUAAGAACUUGUAGAAGUAGUCUAUUAAUUCAGGGGGAAAAUAAACGCCGAAUUUAUGUUUUCCAGCGACGUUUUGAGAAAUUUAUUGUCACAUUUAAUCUUUCGUCUCGUGUUUUUGUUUCAAUACAUAUUAGGAAAUUUAAUUUUCAUAAUUUAUUCAAACUAAAAUUAAGUAAUUAACACUUUCGCGCCUAAGAGGAAGUUAUAUUAUAUUCGUGAUAUUUAUUCUAUUAAUAUUUUUAGAAAGCUUUAAGCUUUCUAUGAUUAAUUAGAAAAUUUUUCCAUGAAAGGGUUGAGAAUUAAAAUAAAAUAAAAAGCCGUAAAAAUAAUGAAGAAUGAGCAAGAACUUUAUAAUUUUAUCACAGCACUAAAUUUCAAUUUAAUGAUUUAAAACUUAGAGAUUGUAAUUAAGUCGAAACAUCGCUGGAUAGCAUCAAAGCAGCGUCUUCUUUCUUUCACGAUUGCUAUUUUGUCGCAAUUCCAAGGUCAACGACCUGAGUAUUUUACAUGCUUUUUAAGCUUUUUGAUAGCUUUCUUCAGUCUUGAGAUUAUUUGUAAAAAAAAUUGUAGGUGAAUUUGAAAUUUCCUGCCGAAUUUACUCAUUUCCCUCGCUUAAUCGUUAUCUUAUGUAAUGUAGCAUUAGAAAAAUUGUUUGUAAAUUUCAUCAUUCACUUUCCUCUCCAUUCAUCUUCUUUUCAGCAUAAUGAUAAUGAUUGGAAAUAAUAAAUUGUAAGCAAAAUAGGGAAAAUAUCGUCUCUUCGCGUCUACAGCAUAUUUCGUCAUUAUUUCAUUUUUUUUUGCACUUUAUGGGUUUCGCAUUAUUUGCAUUUCUGCCGAUGCAGUCAAUGUAAUCAAUAUAUACGUGUCUCUCCAGCUGCAUACCAGCUAUCAAUUGAUCUAUGAAGUAUUUAGGAGGGCGCCUAAUGGGGAGAACGUCUCAAUUUCACAUGGGAGUGUGCAAACGAGGCAAAAAUUUGAUCCCUUCGACGUGCUCAAAGACAAUAUUGUUGGUGUUGCAGUGAUUAUUAAGUGGUGCAUAUUUUUUUUACAACUUGAGGUGCGAUUUAGUUUCUUCGUGGAGUGUUGGUUCAGUGCUGAGUAGCUUUUUCUGCGGGUCGGGUGCUUCAGUGCGAACGCCACAAGUAUUGUCUCCUCCAAAAAUAAUCCCCCGCGCAAACAAGAGCAGAGUAGAAGGAAUUUCGAGUGAUUUACAAGGUGUUGGGAGUUUAUGAUGAGGUGUGGUAUUGCCACUAAGAUUAGGGAAAUUUUUAUUUAACACGAAACAUUGUGAAAGAUGGACGAGGAGGUGGAAAUUAAGAAAGUCGUAGAUGAGAGUUUAAAAAAUGUCUCAUCGGAGGAACCUGCCGGGCAGGCAAAGAUGAGGAACCCCUUCAAGUCUCUGAGGUUGAAGAAGAAGAAAGCCACGGUGGAAGAAGCAACUGCUGCGGGAAGUACAUCCACGGAAAAAAUUCCUAAAGCCAAAAAGGCAAAGAAUGAAAAAAUUUCCCGGAACUUUACAAUACGCGGAAGUUUGGGGAGGAAGCGCAAAGUAGCCGAUAGGAAGGUUGAGAUUCCCCCGGUGACUCCUGAGGGUCUCGAGAGGCAAACACCCGAAGGGGGAAGCCCAUUGAGUGUGUCUGAUGCAACGCUCUCGGAGAUUGAGCCAAAGAAAGCCCCACCAGGGUCUCCCAAUACGGCUUCCGCGAAGCAAAGCGAACGGAUUGUGUUACCAUCCGAGCCGAGUCACAGCCACGAAGGUGAGAAACCCCACAGAGUGGAAACAGUCGCAGAUCGUGUUUCUGCCUUUCAACAGCUCACCACCAAGAAAUCCUCACACUCAACUAUUCGAUCGAAAAUCACGAGGAAGUUCCACGCCACGGAAGCCACGGCUGAGAAUCUCAAGGAGAAAUCCCAAAAGUCUUUUAUGCAGCAAGAGACGGAAGUAUCGUCAAAGGAGGCGGAAGGAGCUGAGCAGGGAGGUGGUGUGAAUUUUUCCAUUGGAACUGCCGUACGGCAUCCACCCGGUCUCAGUCUUUUGCGGCACAUUACAUCCCUCGAAAGUGACAGUGAAGAAGCAUCAGGAAGUAACUUCCUUGAGGAACCUCAUAAAUCUCACAGCCCAUCCGAGAGAUCACUCCGCAGAAUUGCCUACGUAGCUGGGGCAUCCUCAAGUGGAUCCCAAGAGGAUACAGCAAAUAACGAGGAAACACUCGAAAUUGGGUUGAAGGAUAAAGAAAACCUUCCUGAAUCCGAUCUAGCUGAAGAUUGUGAAAAAAUGCCCGCUCACGGUGAUUUAAUUGCUGACAAUGUGGGGGCAAAUAUGACGCCAAGUGGUCAAACAAGUGGCGGAAAGAAGGAGCAUCUGUACAAAAUUCUUGUAAUUGGUGAACUCGGGACGGGAAAGACGUCCUUUAUUAAGCGCUACGUUCAUCAAUUCUUCAGUAACAACUACAGAGCAACAAUUGGGGUGGAUUUUGCCCUUAAAGUCAUACCAUGGGAUGAAAAUACAAUUGUCCGCCUACAGCUUUGGGACAUUGCGGGCCAAGAACGCUUUGGGAACAUGACGAGGGUCUACUACAAAGAGGCUGUGGGAGCUUUUAUUGUGUUUGAUGUCACGAGAUCUGCUACAUUUGAUGCUGUGGCAAAGUGGAAGCAGGAUUUGGAUGCAAAGGUACAACUACCAGAUGGAAGCAAUAUCCCAUGCGUUUUGCUGGCGAAUAAAUGUGAUCAGGAGAAGCAAGGCUUUGUGUGCAAUUCAGCAAAAAUGGAUGAAUAUGUGCGUGAAAAUAAAUUCACAGCGUGGUACGAGACGUCUGCCAAGGAGAAUGUUAACAUUGAGGAGUCAGCGAAAGCCUUAGUGACGAAAAUCUUAAUCAAUGAUAAGACAAUUGUUGCCGAUCCCGGGGACGAUGAUAAAGUCAUGCUCACAAAUUCGACCCACUCAACGUCCAAAUCGUGUGCCUGCUGACAACUUUUCCAUAUUUUUUGCCAUCUUUUGCCAUUUUGAGAACGUCCAUAUUGUGAGAGAGAGAUUUAAAAAGGAGAGGAAGAGUGUUUUUUAUCGUCGCAAGAAGAAAAAUUAUUCCCUGUAUUUGAGAGAUUGUCUAUAUUGAACAAAAUGUUUGUAUACCAGAAUAAGUACAAAAUUAUACAGAGAGAAGGGAGACACCACACGCUCGAUGACGUCCAUUCAAUUGAUAAAAAAACACAUUUUUGGCCAGGAAGUUGAUUCGAAGAAUAGGUGGAUGUGCGUUGUAGGAAAAAAAAAACUCUGCCACCCUUCGGACACUUUUGUGAUUAAAUAGCUUGAAUUAUAUAUUAACUACCUAUCACUCUUACAAUGUAAUAUUCUUUAAUCUUUAUCAUUUUUUUAAUUAAUCACUUUUAGGAGCUUUUUUCAAACGUCUCUAAAUCUAUCCACGUAAUUAAAGUUUUUAAUAAAAUUCUGUAUAAAACAUAUUUCCCAUCCGUUUGGCAACUAUCAUCCACUGUGAGUGAGAUAAAAGAAGGAACCUUUUUAUAACAAGAAAAAUGAUUAUUUUAAUUAUAGCUUUUCACACAAAAA